AUGGUGGCGGUGGCGAUGGUGGUCGCGGGGGUGGUCGGAGUUGGUAGCAGCGACGACAGUGGUCGGGGGUGGCAGUGGUGGUGGCGGUUGAUAGCAGUGGCGGCGGUGAUCGGAGGUGGCAGUGGCAAUGGUGGCGGCGAUAAUCAAAGGUGGGUGGUGGCGAUGAUCGGAGGUGGCAGUGGCGACGCGGGGACGGAGGUGGGUGGCAGCGGUAGGUGGGUGGCAGUGGUAGGUCGUGGCAGCGGCGGUGGCGGGUGGCGGCGGAGGUGGGUGACGGUGGCAGAUGACGGUGGUGGUGGUGGGUGGUGGUAG
Molecule: messenger RNA, 312 nt
Organism: Helianthus annuus (common sunflower)
Lineage: Eukaryota; Viridiplantae; Streptophyta; Magnoliopsida; Asterales; Asteraceae
Product: glycine-rich RNA-binding protein GRP1A-like
Exons: 2
Coding region: 1-312 (103 amino acids)
Source: RefSeq, a predicted model, not a curated record